Agrilus planipennis (emerald ash borer) is the source of this 3118-nucleotide messenger RNA. RefSeq names its product SH2 domain-containing protein 3C. The record is from RefSeq and is a predicted model, not a curated record. Gene Ontology annotation, molecular function: phosphotyrosine residue binding; guanyl-nucleotide exchange factor activity. The coding region runs from base 758 to 2923 and encodes 721 amino acids. The transcript has 5 exons. NCBI's taxonomy places the organism in Eukaryota, Metazoa, Arthropoda, Insecta, Coleoptera, Buprestidae. Gene Ontology annotation, biological process: positive regulation of peptidyl-serine phosphorylation; small GTPase-mediated signal transduction.
UGUUGCGAUAGUAGUACAUUUCACAAAUCGCUGCUAGUGUAACAAUACAUUUUUUGUCGUUGUUCGUGAUUACUAUUACUUCUACUCCCCUAGUUGCAUUCACACUUUAUCUCUUAUCUCGUCCGACUUCUAGCCGCAUAUAGAACAAAAGAUAGAGAAAGGAAACGAACGAAUUCGGUUUUAGACCGAAGGGAGCCUGCGCCUAACCCGGAUCAAUAUUUUACACGUAGGGUUCUUAUCUUGGCACGGGGGUGUGUGUGCGUAUAUGUGUGUACUAGCACCGGGUUGACAGGAAUUUUGGGAGCAAUAUAUCGUUAAUAUGUGUGACUAGUCUGUGUGAACCCAAACAGAACAAUGUGGAAAUUAAAUUAUUGUGAAAUUAUUAAAAUUAAGAAAAUUGUAAAAUAACGAAUUAGUUACGAAAAGACCUACGAUAUCUUAAUCUUUCUUUACUAGGGUGUUUACUAUGAAAAUAAUUAGUGCCGAGGCAAUGCUUCAAACCGCAAAAGGAUAAACUUUUUUGUAAAAUCAGUUAAAGAAAGUGAAAUUUAAAUAGUUCAUCAAACUUUUGUGCCUACGUCAAAAUCACAAAAAGAAUGAGCUUUAAAUUCUUUACAAUUGGUAGUUCUACCUAAUGGUACCCAACAAACAAAAUUAAAGAUAAUAAGCCCACGUUUGGGAAAAUGAGAAGCCAGCCCAAAGUAAAAGUUUAGAUGACCUGCUAACAAUACCAAAAUCGGAACCAAAUAAAAUAGAAAUGGACACAGAAUCUCUAAAGAAAUCGUUAGAAAAAGAGCUAUCGCUGGAUACAAGAGAUCUUAGAUCGCACGCCUGGUAUCAUGGGUCAAUUCCACGUCAUCGGGCUGAAGAAAUAGUCAAUGAAGAGGGUGGUUUUCUAGUUCGCGAUUGCACCUCACAACCGGGUAACUAUGUGUUAACGUGCAGGACUAAAAGCCAAGUACUUCAUUUCGUAAUCAACAAGGUUAUUGUGCACCCAGACACAGUGUACGAAAAAAUUCAGUUUCAGUUCGAAGACGAAGCCUUCGACACAGUUCCUGACCUAAUAACCUUCUACGUAGGAUCUGAAAAACCCAUAACUGUAGCAUCUGAGGCCCGUAUACGCUAUCCUAAGAAUCGAAUGUAUCCCCUCUCCCAUUAUGCCUCCAAAUAUCCUUCGAUUUAUAGUUCCAGUAGAUUCAAAACUCCUUUGCCAAACCCUUCAGGACCAAGAAACAGCACCAGCAAUCACAACCUGCAAAAAACACUCCAAGAAAAGGAACUUCCACCAAAGAUGCCAGCGAAACAACACAGGUCACACUCUUUAACACCAUCUGAAGUGAACAGAGUUGCCCAAGAGAAAUGCAGCAGUGCCGAUGGAGUAAUCCACUUUCCUUCAAUGACCCGUUCUAUGGGGAACGAAGGACUAAUAGGUUCCAAGUUUUCAACUCAUUCUCUGCCAAGGAGUCCUGCUACCAGACUGGCGGAUUCCUUCAACUUUACUUCUCUUACCCUGGACAGAAACAAUAGGAAUAUGAUGCGGGAAAUUAGUAGUGCAUCCCUUUCUCCUGGUGCUGAUCAAACAAUGCGGGUGGUGGAGAUAAGCGAGGAAACUGUCAACUGUAAUCUUCCACCACCAAAACCUUCCAGGGUACCAUCAGUGCCCAGAGGAGAAGAAGACGGCGAACGUAAAAAUGGAGAAAUAUCUUUCAUGCCUCCCAGCGAUUUGCAACGCGUUUCUUCGUACCAUGCUUCCGGUUCGGAUUCAGGAAACGGAUCCGGAGAUUCCGCUCUCAGUUCCGUAACGGGCGAUCCGUUAGAAAUCAACCAAAGAAAUUCAGGAGUGAUAAUAAAAAAUCCGCGAUACCAUUGCGGAUUCAUCGAUUCUUCGGUUGCCUUUUUUGACGUCAACUUUAAUUAUAAAGAACUGGAAGAUAAAUUAGUUCAAUGCCCACACCUGAAGUUAAAUAUACCGAGCAAGAUCGAUCUUGAAAAUUUUCACAGCAUUCUACUGCCGGUUAACGACAAUAAGCCCUUGGAAAGUCAAACACUUAAGGGAGUUAAGAGUAUCUUGCUCGAAAGCGGAUCGAGGAUAUUGGCAAACCAUUUAACUAGAUGUGAUUUAGAUAUAAUUUACGAAAAAGACAGCAAAAAUGAAAAAAUACUUUACGGGUCCGAUAUCGCUUUACUAUUACUAUCGCAUGGUCAUCAACUUCGAAAUGAUUUAAUAGAAAGGGCCAACUGUCUAAAGUUAUUAGUUGCUGUUACCAUACUGACUUGCUGUGAUGAUGAAGAACGUACCGAAAUGGUAAACAAGUGGAUUGAAGUUGCAGUCGAUACUAAAACUGCUUUAGGGAAUUUAUAUGGGUUUUCAGGCGUAAUGAUGGGACUAUGUCUACCACAGAUUCAAAAAUUAGACACUACAUGGCAUUUAUUGCGUCAAAGGUAUACAAACACCGCCUUUAAUUUCGAAGCAAAGCUAAAACCGACGUUAAAGAACAUGGAUAAUUGCUCAAAUCCACAAGCACCAAAUACAACGAUACCUCAUCUACUGCCGAUGAUUUUACUAUUAGAAAAAACUUCAGAAAGUUUUUUACCAUCAAACGAACAAAAUCAAGACUUACCCUUUAUGACAACGUGGCAUUCGAAUUCUCAGGAUUUCGGUCUGAGUAUUUUACAUUACCAUUUAGAAGCGGCUAGGAAAUUUCUAGAUCUAAGUCCGACUUUCCAAAGGAAUGCGGAAAUUGUACUUUCCGAGGCCAAAAUGGAAGAUUUAACUUUAGACAUGUUCAAAACUGAAUUUUUACUAAAAUUCCUAUGGGGAAGUCAAGGCGCUCGGGCAGAUUUUUUCGAACGCCAUCAGAAAUUCGAAAACUUAUUAGACUUGAUGGUCGAAAGAUAUUGCACAAAACCCCCCGAAGAAUAAUAUUAAAAAGAAACAAGAAGGAGGGAAGAAAAUGGUCUACCAUAAUAUACUUAUUUAUUUCAUUAGUUCCUAUUGUAAGUAUGUAUAGUACCUAAUUUAAUUAGGUUUAUAUGAGUUUGUUGUAAACAAUGGAUUUAUAAGACUUUUAAUGUAUCGCCAUAAGUGUUAAGUUACAUUACAUAUCAAUAAAAUUUA